GAAUGGAAUCGCAGAUCAAGCAUGCUGUGGUGGUCAAAGUGAUGGGUAGAACUGGAUCAAGAGGGCAGGUGACUCAAGUGAGAGUCAAGUUUCUCGAUGAUCAAAAUCGUUAUAUUAUGAGGAAUGUCAAGGGACCAGUGAGGGAAGGAGACAUUCUUACCCUGCUGGAGUCUGAGAGGGAAGCUAGAAGGUUGCGUUGAUGGGGGACUCUGCCAAGGUCCCAGUUCUCCGAUUUGCAAUUGUUGAAUGUAGAAUGGCUGUUUUCAUUUUCCCCUAUUUGUGUGAUUCUAGUGAUUAGUGUGUCCAAGACAUUUGGUUCUAAGGCAGAAUACGUGAACUGGAUGAGUUAUUGAAUGGAGUUUUGAAAGCAUCAAUUUUGCUUAUUAUGGAGUUUCUGUCAAUUUUUGUGGUUGUUUA
Messenger RNA from Cucurbita pepo subsp. pepo (vegetable marrow), 417 nucleotides. Its product is annotated as small ribosomal subunit protein eS28z/eS28y. Gene Ontology annotation, molecular function: structural constituent of ribosome. Gene Ontology annotation, cellular component: ribosome; cytosolic small ribosomal subunit. NCBI's taxonomy places the organism in Eukaryota, Viridiplantae, Streptophyta, Magnoliopsida, Cucurbitales, Cucurbitaceae. The record is from RefSeq and is a predicted model, not a curated record. Gene Ontology annotation, biological process: translation; ribosomal small subunit assembly; maturation of SSU-rRNA.